CAUAAAACAAUACAUCAAAACAAGUACUGCAGGUGGGGCAUCUCAGUCACAGUUCGGCGUGACGGAGGAAGUCACGUGUGUGUAUAACUGGAGGAAAUUGUAUCAGUCACUGCUGCUCCCCUCAGUGGAAAAUAUUAGACGGACCGGCACAUUUCCGAACCACAGUAUCGCCCUUAUUAAACUCACAUUAAAUGCACCGCCGAUUCAUUUUCGAUGAUCGGCCAGUAGCUGACAUAGAGACACGAUGCUUUAUCAGAUUAUUAUAAACGUUUACACAAGUACACAGCUAGCAGGUUAGCUGGCGUCUAUUGGGAUAGCCAGUGGACGAAAAACGAGCUGCUUCAUUUCCUCGUUUCUCGGAUCGGGAACAAAUCCAGCGGUGUGGUGUCGGGAAGCUCGUAUGUUUUGGUGAACAUGGAGCUGUUUCAAGCUAAAGAUCAUUAUAUUCUCCAGAGCGGAGAUAACGCGCUGUGGUGCAGCAGGAAGGAUGGAUCUAUGGCCAUGAGACCGGCAACCGACCUGCUGCUAGCAUGGAAUCCUGUCUGUCUGGGCCUUGUAGAAGGUAUUAUUGGAAAAAUACAGCUUCAUGCCGAUCUUCCUCUGGGCCUGAUUCUGAUUCGCCAGAAAGCAUUGGUGGGCCAGUUGCCAGGAGACCAUAAAGUCUACAAGAUCACUAAGAUUGUAGUCAUUCCACUCUCAGAGGAUGAACCACAGGAUCUGGAAUUAGAGCUCUGCAAAAAGCAUCAUUUUGGAAUCGACAAACCAGAGAAAAUCACCCAGUCACCGGAUGAGUCCAAGUUCCUGUUGAAGACCCUGAGUCAGAUCAAAUCUAAUGUUGCUGUUCCCAUCAAGAAAAAGUAUUCCCCUGCCUUUCAGGUCAAAGAGAAUAAAGAGAAGGAACGUCUGGAGAGGCGGUUGCUUGAUGAGCUCUAUAAGAUAUUCAUGGACUCGGAUUCAUUUUACUAUAGUCUGACCUAUGACCUCACCAAUACAGUCCAGCGACAGGGAGAGUUAGGCAAGUCAGAUCAGCCCUUGUGGAAAAAGGUGGAUGAUAGAUUCUUCUGGAACAAGCACAUGAUCAAAGACCUCAUUGACUUGCAGGUUCUUAUAGAUGCCACUCACAAAGAUGUUGAUGUUCUUCUGCUGUUGUCCAACUGUGCAUAUUAUGUGGCCUACUAUGAUGAGGAGGCGGACAAAGUCAACCAGUAUCAGAGACUAAGUUUAGAAGGACUUGAAAAGAUCGAAAUUGGUCCAGAACCGACUCUUUUCGGAAAGCCUAAAUACUGCUGCAUGCGGCUGCACUAUAAGAACGGGGAGAUGAGUGGUUACUUCCAUACGCUGAGGGCUGUCACACGAAAUCCAGAAGAUGAUGGAAAAGACACACUCCAGUGCAUUGCGGAAAUGCUUCGUAUUACAAAGCAAGCUAUGGGGCUUGAUGUCCAGGUUGUUGAGAAGAAACUAGAGAGGAGACACAGCAAACCGCAUGAGGAUAUAAUGGGAAUACAAGGGAAAGCCGUGGACCAAGUCCUUGGGUCUGGUUUGGCUCAAGGCAAAAGUUUCCUUUUGAACAAGUUUUCAACACUAAACCAGAAAGUGAAGCAGACAAAGACUAACGUCAACAUUGGAAACUUCAAGCCCUUGGGGAAACUAGGGACCUUCUCAAAGCCUGAGGUAAAAGUGAACUUCCUCAAGCCAAAUUUGCAUAUGAACCUCUGGAAAUCAGACAGCAGUUUAGAGACUCAUGAUGGCAAUACGGGUUCAGCAGCCCUGAAAGACCUUAAUGACGAACAUUCAGAGGAGAUUUCCUCUGAUUCUGAUUCAUACAACUCUGACGAGCAGCCUUGCUCAGGCUCUCGGGAAAAUGUGGACUAUGUGCUUCCUAGCUGUGGAAUUGUAGCAUCUGCACCACGACUUGGCAGUCGCUCGCAGUCGAUUGGCAGCGUCGAGCUUGCUGUGCCCUCUGCCAUCCGAAUCACAGGCUGUGAUGACAAGACAGCAGAUAGCUUGUCAGUUGGCCCGGAUGGCCAGUCUCCUGGGUCUGCCUCGGUGGCAGAGGAAGCCAUUCUGAUUGACUUCGGGACACCUAUUGAUGCUUACUGCCACCAAUUUGUCCAGGAUGCCAAGAUCAAACCAAUAGAGGUGUUCGAGGAAGUGGCACCAGCACCCAAACCGCAAGCGCCUCAAGCCCCCUCAGCUCCAGACGCAAAGCUGGGGUCUUCUCAUUCCCAACAGCAGCUUCCUCGCCCAUCCCAGCUUGAGGUAGAGUCCUCCAUCCAUGGGGCAAAUCUUCUGACUGUUCAGGCUGCAGGCUCCGCCACAUCAUGCGGGUCACAAAAGAGCCUGGAAGGUGUCACAGGACCCUCCCCUGCAGACAGCAAUGGAAGCCGGGUUGUGUCGCCCUUCGCGAAGAUCAGGAGCUCCAUGGUGCAGGUGGCUAGUUUAACCCAAGCUGGACUUACCCAAGGCAUCAACUUUGCUGUAGCAAAAGUACAGAAAAGCCCAGAACCAGAUGCUGUCAACGAAACCCAAGAGAACGAAUUGCGAGCAAUGUUUACACAGUGCCAGACCAGGAUCAUUCAGAUAUAGCGUGCUUAGUGGAUGUAUUUUUAGCGUUAGAUCGUGACUUCCAGUACAGUAACGGUAGCAUAAGCUCACAAAAGUCAAGCCACACUCCUGGUUUUCCCUCCAGUUAACUGAACCAAAGUUUACAGCCAGUGUUGAGUAGGAAGUAGUACGAUUAACUCGACCAAGUCGAAUCCUAAACAUUUCUAUAUUGCUGGUUUGCAUGUUAAGAAGUAACUCUUAAGUAGAUUACGACAGGCAAGUUUUAUUGCAUGUCGAGACCCAAGACCUAGAUAUGUCAUGUGACCCCAUUUGUGCAGUGAAAUUCACUGGCUGUCGUAGCUGUAACUAAAACCUUUCCCAAUUGGAAUAUCUAUCAGUGGGCGGCUUAAUAUUUCACGUUAGACAACCAGACCGUACAGUUAUAUGAAUAUCUUUGAUGUGGUGUUUGUCAUAAAACUAUACCAAAAUAGGACCAGAGUAGUUGUGUAAGAUCUAUGGUCAAAUUAUAUUAUUCAACUGUAAAAAGUAUUGUAAGUACUGUAGCAGUUUCCUUUAGAACUCUCCAAUUAAGAAGUUUAUAGACAGAGAAUUAUAUUUACAUGCUCUUAAGUUUAUAAUCAUAGCUGAUGGAAACAAGACGCCCCUGUUGAUCCAAUCAUGCAACUAAAUUCUGUCAAACAAAACGUUCGUUUCAUAGCAUUAGCAGACAACUCAAACAACUAUUUACUGUCAAGUUUAUUUUGAGCAAGGCUUGUCUUAAAAUUUUACAUCUAUGUCUUAUUUUUCAGUUGUAUGUGAUGGGAUAAUGUAACAGUGGUCUGCUGAUAUCUUCAAAUGCUCUGCUUGUACAUUGUUGGAUGUUCAUAUCAUAUGCAGAUAUGACUGGUUUUCGAGUACCUGCAAAAACCUCAAAUUAAUUAUUUGCAGUUGCUGGACCUCCGUAUGCAUAUAUAAUGACACUUGACUGGUAUUUGACACAGGUCUGAUGCAAGAUACCCAUGAUAAUCAACAUUUUGCACUCAUUAAAUGGCAAGAGCAAGCCUUA
Sinocyclocheilus grahami is the source of this 3610-nucleotide messenger RNA. It is a transcript of the gene inpp5f, whose product is annotated as inositol polyphosphate-5-phosphatase F. Bases 415 to 2586 code for a protein of 723 amino acids. The record is from RefSeq and is a predicted model, not a curated record. The transcript is spliced from 11 exons. Gene Ontology annotation, cellular component: clathrin-coated endocytic vesicle; early endosome. Lineage: Eukaryota; Metazoa; Chordata; Actinopteri; Cypriniformes; Cyprinidae. Gene Ontology annotation, biological process: regulation of endocytic recycling; phosphatidylinositol dephosphorylation. Gene Ontology annotation, molecular function: phosphatidylinositol-4-phosphate phosphatase activity.